Molecule: messenger RNA, 1796 nt
Organism: Impatiens glandulifera
Lineage: Eukaryota; Viridiplantae; Streptophyta; Magnoliopsida; Ericales; Balsaminaceae
Product: homogentisate 1,2-dioxygenase
Exons: 9
Biological process (GO): L-phenylalanine catabolic process
Cellular component (GO): cytoplasm
Molecular function (GO): homogentisate 1,2-dioxygenase activity
Source: RefSeq, a predicted model, not a curated record
UCUCCGAUGACGGACUUCUCCGAUUUUCCGGCGGAUUUACACUACCUCACCGGCUUCGGAAACCACUUCUCCUCCGAAUCCCUUCCCGGAGCCCUACCUCAGGGACAAAACAGUCCUCUCCUCUGUCCUUACGGUCUCUACGCCGAGCAGAUUUCCGGCACCGCCUUCACCGUUCCUCGCAAACAUAAUCAACGCAGUUGGCUGUAUCGGAUUAAACCGUCUGUAACGCAUGAACCGUUCAAACCUCGUGUACCGGUUCAUGGAAAGCUUGUGAGUGAGUUUAGCUUGCUAAAUAGUUCUGCUACUCCAACACAGUUACGAUGGAAGCCUGUUGAGUUUCCGGAAUCGCCAACUGAUUUCGUUGAUGGAUUGUACACCGUUUGUGGUGCAGGAAGUUCUUAUUUACGAUAUGGUUUUGCUAUUCAUAUGUAUGCAUGUAACAAAUCAAUGGAGAGUUCUGCGCUUUGCAAUGCUGAUGGUGAUUUCUUAAUUGUUCCUCAAGUAGGGAGGCUAUGGAUUACAACCGAAUGUGGGCGGAUUCAAGUAUCACCUGGUGAAAUUGUUGUUAUACCUCAAGGGUUUCGCUUUGUUGUUAACCUGCCCGAUGGCCCUUCGCGUGGCUACGUUGCUGAGGUGUUUGGAUCACAUUUUCAACUUCCUGAUUUGGGACCAAUAGGUGCUAACGGACUUGCUGAACCGAGAGAUUUCAGCGUUCCGAAUGCGUGGUUUGAGGAUAAGAACAGGCCUGGAUACACAAUUAUACAGAAAUUUGGUGGUGAACUCUUUACAGCAAAGCAGGAUUUCUCACCCUUCAAUGUUGUAGCCUGGCAUGGUAAUUAUGUUCCUUAUAAGUAUGAUCUAAACAAGUUUUGUCCAUACAAUACUGUUCGGGUCGAUCACAGUGACCCGUCAAUUAAUACAGUUUUAACUGCACCAACGGAUAAACCUGGAGUGGCGCUGCUUGAUUUUGUCAUCUUCCCUCCGAGAUGGUUGGUUGCUGAGCAUACUUUUCGACCUCCAUAUUACCAUCGUAAUUGUAUGAGCGAAUUUAUGGGCCUUAUUUCUGGUGGAUACGAGGCAAAAGCCGAUGGGUUUCUCCCUGGUGGUGCAAGCCUUCACAGCUGUAUGACACCACACGGUCCCGAUACAAAAACCUACGAGGCAACAAUUGCAAGAGGAAAUGAGGCAGGCCCUCAUAGAAUAGCCGAUACCAUGGCUUUCAUGUUCGAAUCUUGUCUGAUACCUCGUGUAUGUCCUUGGGCUCUCGACACUCCAAUAAUUGAUCGCAACUAUUAUCAAUGUUGGAUCGGUCUCAAAUCUCACUUCACUCAUCACGAAAACACAAAAAUAGAACAAUCGGACACAACAACAACAACCGGUUUCAAACAAGAUGAUUAAUUAAGGUUUCAAACCUGAAUUGCAAAGAAAAGAAGGUAUCUCUUCUAAUGAACUUACCUUAUGUAAAUAUAUAUAAUAAGAGUUUGUAAAUAAUAAGAGAUUCAAUAUCUCAAAUUCGAUUUAUAUAUUGAAGUCAGUUGAUUAGAAAUGGAUUUAGGAGAGUGCCCUAACUAAACACAAGAUUUUUUUUGAAAAAUGAAUUCAUUAAAGGAUGGAGUGGAUACCAAACCCCCACCAUAAAUGAAAUGAUAGAGCUUAAACUUUCUGAGACAAGUGACUUCUCUUUGUAAUUGUCGACAAAACCAAUUACAUAGAAUAAACAGUGAUGUUACGUUUGGCUUUGAGAUGUACUUAGUAUUAAUUAUUAUUAAAUAGCCCAAAAAGUGCUUUGCCAGACA